Euleptes europaea (tarantolino) is the source of this 3282-nucleotide messenger RNA. It is a transcript of the gene ITGA6, whose product is annotated as integrin subunit alpha 6. Gene Ontology annotation, biological process: leukocyte migration; cell-matrix adhesion; cell adhesion mediated by integrin. Bases 116 to 3265 code for a protein of 1049 amino acids. Gene Ontology annotation, molecular function: integrin binding. Lineage: Eukaryota; Metazoa; Chordata; Lepidosauria; Squamata; Sphaerodactylidae. The transcript has 25 exons. The record is from RefSeq and is a predicted model, not a curated record. Gene Ontology annotation, cellular component: external side of plasma membrane; integrin complex.
GCAGCUGGCGCUGCUGCUGGGCUGCCUGGGGCUGGCCCCCGCCUUCAACCUGGACACGGGCAACGUGGUGGUGUGGAGCGGCGAGGCCGGCAGCCUCUUCGGCUUCUCCCUGGCCAUGCACCGGCAGCUGGAGCCGCGGGAGCGGAGGCUAUUGCUGGUGGGAGCACCUCGGCAGAGAGCUUUCCCAACUCAGCUAGCCACGAGGGCGGGAGGGUUGUACAGCUGUGACAUUUUGUUACCAGAUGUGCCAUGCGUGCGGAUAAAAUUUGAUGAGAGAGCUGAUCCAACAAAAGAAAGCAAGGAGGACCAAUGGAUGGGUGUAACUGUCCGAAGUCAAGGGCCAGGCGGAAAAGUGGUGACCUGUGCUCAUCGCUACGAGAAAAGGCAGUACGUCAACACCAAUCAGGAGACUCGAGAUAUCAUUGGGAGGUGUUAUGUACUAAGUCAGGAUCUCACCAUCAAGGAUGAUGGCAUGGACGGAGGGGACUGGAGUUUUUGUGACGGCCGGCUGAGAGGCCACGAGAAGUUCGGUUCGUGUCAGCAAGGAGUGGCUGCCACUUUUACCAGAGACCAUCAUUAUGUUGUAUUUGGGGCACCGGGUACCUACAACUGGAAAGGAGUGGUUCGGGCAGAGCAAAAAAACCAGACAUUUUAUGACAUGGGUAUCUUUGACGAUGGGCCUUACGAAGUUGGUGAUGAGAACAGCCGUGAUGAGAACCUAGUCCCUGUUCCAGCUAACAGUUACUUAGGGUUUUCUUUGGACUCGGGAAAAGGUAUAGUUUCUAAAGAAGAGAUAACAUUUGUUUCUGGAGCCCCAAGAGCAAACCAUAGCGGAGCUGUUGUCCUGUUGAAAAAAGACCGCAACACUCCAAGUGCGCUGACCCUUGAGCACAUGUUUGAAGGCGAGGGGCUGGCUUCUUCGUUUGGCUAUGAUGUAGCAGUUGUAGACCUCAACAGUGAUGAUUGGCAGGAUAUAGUUGUUGGCGCCCCGCAGUAUUUUGACAGGGAUGGAGAAAUUGGUGGUGCUGUGUAUGUUUAUAUUAAUCAGCAAGGCAAGUGGGAAGGGGUAAAGCCAAUUCGGCUCAAUGGAACCACAGACUCCAUGUUUGGAAUUGCAGUUGAAAGUAUUGGUGACGUUAAUCAAGAUGGUUAUCCAGAUAUCGCUGUGGGAGCUCCAUAUGAUGGUUUUGGCAAGGUGUAUAUAUAUCAUGGCUCCAGCAAUGGAAUAAAUACAAAACCAGCACAGAUUCUCGAUGGCAAAGCCAAUGACAUUUCGUUCUUUGGUUAUUCUAUUACCGGAAACAUGGAUCUUGACAGAAACUCCUAUCCUGAUAUUGCUGUUGGGUCGCUUUCAGAUUCUGUGUCUGUUUACAGGUCAAGGCCGGUGCUAAGCAUUAAGAAAACUAUCGAGAUCUCUCCAGACAAAAUUGACAUGAACAGAAAAAACUGUGCUCAGCUCAGUGGAAUUUGCAUCAAUGUUAAAGCAUGUUUUGAAUAUACAGCUAGUCCCAGUGACUUCAACCCCAAAAUAAUUCUGGACUAUACAUUUGAAGCGGAAAACGAAAGGAGGCGAUUAGGCCUGCCGUCUAGAGUGCAGUUUGUGGAAGGCCUCUCCGAUCAGUUCAGCGAAAGCGUGACUCUGGCAGGACAGAAGAGGCAAGAGUGUGUGACCAAUAAACUCGUACUGCAGGACAAAAUUAAGGAUAAACUGCGUCCUAUUCCUGUAACAGUUGGCGUCAGAAUUAAAGGGUCCGAAUCCAGUAUGCAACCCAGCAGAAGGCAAGGAAGGUCACUUCCAGAUCUCGUUCCAAUUCUAAACUCAAAUGAACCAAAAACAGUUAAUUCAGAAGUACAAUUCCUAAAAGAAGGGUGUGGAUCAGACAACAUAUGCCACAGCAACCUGAAGCUUAACUACAAAUUCUGCUCCAGAGAAGGAAGUGAAGAUAAAUUUGUUCCUUUACCAAUUGAGAACGGCAUUCCGGUGCUUGUCCUUAAAGACCAGAAAGACAUUGCCCUUGAAAUUACAGUGACAAACAUCCCAUCGGAUCUGAGACACCCCCAGAGGGAUGGUGAUGAUGCCCACGAAGCUAAAUUAAUCGCCACCUUUCCAGAUAGCUUAACUUACUCUGCCUUUAGGGAGCCAAAAGGCUUUCUGGAGAAGCAAAUGGCCUGCGGAGCCAAUCAAAACGGCUCUCUAGUAGAAUGUGAGCUUGGAAAUCCUUUCAAAAGAAAUUCGACGGUUACAUUUUAUGUAAUUAUAAGUACAACUAAAGUUAACGUCGAUACACGGGAUUUGGACAUUUAUCUGAAACUGGAAACAACAAGCAAUCAAGCUAAUUUGGAGCCAAUUAUUGCUAGAGCUAAAGUAGUUAUUGAACUGCUCUUGUCGCUGACAGGGGUUGCAAAGCCGUCCCAGGUGUAUUUUGGAGGCAAUGUCAUUGGUGAAAGCGCUAUGAAACAUGAAGAUGACAUGGGUAGCUUGAUAGAAUAUGACUUCCGAAUAACUAACUUGGGCAAGCCACUUAAAACAUUUGGUACUGCUUCCUUGGAUAUCCUGUGGCCCAAAGAAAUUAAGGGAGGCAAGUGGCUGCUGUAUUUGGUGUCGAUACGUUCCAAAGAAUUAGGAGAACUUCAAUGUGAACCACAAAAUGAAAUAAACUCUAUAGGAAUUAAGACAUCUAGAGGUUCAAGGAAGAAGCGUGAAGUUGCAGAGAAGCAGAUGGAUGCUGGGUUUUCCUUCUUUCCAGAAAGAAAAUACAAGACUUUGGAUUGUAAUGGCGAGGCAAACUGUGUUGUCAUAAGAUGUCCCUUGCAAGAUCUGGACAGUAAGGCAUCUGUCGUGUUGCGCUCAAGACUGUGGAACAGCACUUUCCUAGAGGAAUAUUCUAAACUCAACUAUGUAGACAUUCUCCUUAAAGCUAAAAUAAGCAUUGCCGCUUCUGCAGACAAUAUUAAGCUAGCAAAUGAAGCUACUCAGGUGCGGGUCACUGUCUUUCCUGCAAAGACAGUAUCAUUGUAUAAAGGGGUCCCUUGGUGGAUCAUAUUAGUAGCCAUUCUUGCAGGACUUUUAAUGCUUGCUCUUUUGGUAUUCUUACUAUGGAAGUGUGGGUUCUUCCAGCGUUCUAGGUACGAUGCCAGCAUUCCCCGAUACCAUGCUGUAAGAAUCCGGAAAGAGGAGAGGCAGAUCAAAGAUGGGAAAGCUAAAGAAAACCAUGGGAAAAAGCAGUGGGUCACAAAAUGGAGUGAAAAUGAAAGUUACUCCUGAGGAUUCCUCCUGAAGGC